Messenger RNA from Lycium ferocissimum, 2522 nucleotides. RefSeq lists its product as uncharacterized. The coding region runs from base 100 to 1488 and encodes 462 amino acids. NCBI's taxonomy places the organism in Eukaryota, Viridiplantae, Streptophyta, Magnoliopsida, Solanales, Solanaceae. The record is from RefSeq and is a predicted model, not a curated record. The transcript has 2 exons.
UCCGCUAAAUGUAAGGGAAAAACCGAAAAAACAGACGGCAAAAUUCAAUUUCCCCCUUUAACACAGAGGUGGAAGGACGGUGAAGACAGGGGAGCUAGGAUGUAUCUGAAAGCCCCAUUUUGGAGCAAAGAUUCCAACACUGAAUCUCAGACGGAAUCUCCCUCAGCAGUAACGGAGCUAAUCAGCUCGCUUGAAAAGCAGAGAUUAUACAGGGAGGUUACACUCGCACUCCGCUCAGGUCUCAGUGAUGCACGUGCCGAGUUCUCCUUUCUCCGUAUUCGUGGCUUACGUGUCAUCCUCAAGUUUCUCCGAUCCGUUGCUGAGUCCGAUACUACAAUCAACCUAUUCUGUCACAGCCAAUCCAUUCCCGAUCUUCAAGAGCCGAUGAUUCUCGGCUAUUCAUCGGUGUUAAUGGCGGAGAGACAGAAAAAUAGGGAUUCCGGUGGAGGUCCGUAUCAGUUGGAGCAACAGAUCCAAGCUUUUAUUGACACAUCGAAUAGAAGAAUGCAGCAUAUGGAAAAAUGGAAACAACAUCUUUCCUGGACUUCCCAUAGUUCACCAUGUCAGUAUGAAGUUCAAAGAUGUUACAACGAGCAGCAGAUUUUAGCCGAACAAUGUGCUUACCAUCCAAAUCUUAUUCCAGCACUUUAUGGGGUUGAGUAUUGCGGUGCAGAUUUCAGUACUCAUCCAAAUACUUACGGAUUUGAGUGUAUCUCAGCAACCAUGGGUAUUUCAAGAGACUCUAAGCACCAAAAAUGUGCCACCGAUGGAAAGAGGAAUGCUUGGAGGAAGAAGCACAAAUAUGAACUUCGUCGCCAACCAGCUAACACUAAGCUAUCAAGUAACAAGAUAGUUAGACGAGUUCGCGUGGGUGGUGGCAAUGCCAAAUGGAGUGCAAUUGUUCAAAUCGGUGCUACUGCUGAGGAGAUACAACGUGGAAAUACAUUGAUGGAUGUCGAAGAUGAGCACGAUGAGAGCUCAGAAAUUAAGGAGGACCAAGUGUUUGACAAUUGUCCCCAUCCAGAGGCAAUUGCUAAUCAACUAGCUUCUAGUAGCACUGAGAAAAAGUUAGAACCAGAUGCGGAUAAAGUGUUUGAUAUAAGUCCUCAACAGAACGAAAUUGAUGUAGAUGAGCUUCAAUCAGUAAAAAGAGAUGAGGAAGAAGAAGAAACACUGAUGCGAUUGGAAUCUGGAAACCCAGAAGAGGAGAAGUUAGAAAAUAACGAAUAUCAAGUUCUUGAUCAAAUUCUUCAGAUGUAUGGAAUCAAUAUAACGGAUAUACAUUGGGAUGACAGUGUAGGAGAUGAGCCUAUUGAACUUGAAUAUAGCGAGCGGAAGUCAGAAAUUAAGGAGUACCAGGUGUUUGAUAUAAGUUCUCUUAAGGACGACGCUGAGGUUCUAGAUGACGAGCAACUGCAAGCAGCUGGAUUCUCACUCGUAAAUCCUAUCUCGCUCUCACUAAAUAUGGUUUCCAAUGAUAUGGUAUAAACUCAUGAAGAGGUUGGAAAUCUGGACAUUACUUUCAAAUGUGAAAUAAAAAAUGCAAAUGUGGAGCUUGUUUUGAUUCUUGAUUGCGAUAACUUUUGUGGGACUGAGGAAUUUGCCCAAACUGAAAAAUUUCACCACUGUUAAAAGAGUAUAUCUACAUGGUGAUUCUGUUGCAGCAGUUUCUAAACCAACAAAUUGUACUGCUAGUGUAGAAGAGAUCAAGAAAUACCCUAUCCUUACUCACUAUCUAACUAGUGAUGUCUUUGGAUAUGCAAGUCAAGCUGUUGAGGUUUCUAGAAAUCUCAUUCUGACUGGGAAUAAUGUUCAUGUCGACACUGGUGCACCUGACCUCGUCUUUACACUCGAGGUACAAUCUCCUAGACUUUUUCUUCCCAAGGUAUUGUUAAAUUGGGCAGCAACUCAAGCUGAUGCUUCAAAGGUGGAUCAUCUUGCCUCACUAGAAAAGUAUUCUGAGAUCAUUAUUGUACCAUGUACACCUUUUUUGGCAACGGAAGUGGAAGGGUCGAAAUCUAUCAAGACAGAUUUUGUGGUAUCAGAUGUUGUUUCAGUUGCUUGUCGAGCAGCAGCUGAUGCUGGAAGUCCAUCUCUUUGUGCGACCAACAUCAAACGAGACUUCAUCCAUGUAGAGUAUGUAGUGGCAGCUACAAAUCAUCAUAACUCAAUAGUGUGGAAAAUUUCAAGAGACAAUUCUCAUUGUAAAUUUCUUAUUCGGCUAACGCAUUAUUGUCAAUUACCUGCUUUUCAAGAUGUAUUUGUCGUGCCACGGGUGGCAAGGAAAUUAUACAAUUGUCACAAAGAGGUUUGAAAUGAAUUUGGAAGUGGAAAGGAUGUGCAUGUGGUAAUUCCGAACCUUGGCGGGCAGCUUGCAGUUUGGAAGUUGGAGGAAAACACUAUUACUGCUAAAGAACUUGUUAGAAUUCUCCUGACUAGUCACUCUGCUGGAAUAGUUGAAGCCAUUGUUGUGCCUCUUAUUCACUAUUUUUCUGCCAAUGUGUUUAGCUAUUUGAAGUUGG